Messenger RNA from Oppiella nova, 1143 nucleotides. The record is from the annotation of a GenBank genome assembly. NCBI's taxonomy places the organism in Eukaryota, Metazoa, Arthropoda, Arachnida, Sarcoptiformes, Oppiidae.
UAUUGAAAAGUAUUGAGACUUUGAAUGAAAACAACAUUUAAUGCAAACAUGUGUUCAAUCAGUAAAUUGUCUCAUCUAUUGACCAACAAAUCAGUCCAUCACUUGAAUCAUGUCUUCAGACGUACGGCCACUCCUGCGCUCAAUGUCUUGAGCACUCGCUUCAGUCACUCGAAGUCAUCGGACGACAGCACCGCCGAUGACAUGAACGCUAAAGACAUCGAAAGGAUAUUUUUGAGGCCAAGAGUGCAGACAUUACUGAAGCGAUUGAUUGGAUUCAAUGAUCAGAAGGUGUUUGAAGCGAAGCCGUCGUUGAUAUCAAAGACAAAUGAAGUCCGGUUUAUGACAGACAGUGAACUCAAUCUGAUGUUAGAAAUGGCGCGAAAUAGGGCCGCCGAGAAGAUAGCGAUGCCUCCCGUGUUGUCCCCCAAAGACGAUACUCCAAGAGUUUUGGCCACAGAUUACGAACUCCAGGGAUAUAUCGACAGUAAAUUCCUUUUAGUGGACUCGAGUGCCGGCUAUUCUGAUCAGACGCGACUGAUUGUGGUUCGCGAACCCAAUGGUGUCUUAAGGGAAGCGAAUCGCGAAGAGAGGUAUCGAAUGAAUCAAAUGUUUUUCCCUAAAGAGGAGCGACUUCUCGAAGAACCGAAAAUGUUUUGCGAACCAAACCUAACGAAUGUGUUGGAUCGACACGAAUACGAGUUUGUCUUAAACCGGGCGUGUCUUCAGUACGAACCAAAUGAUCCCAAAUAUAUAGACAUCUGUCACAAGAUAUACGAACACAUUGUGGCCAACAAUCAGUUCCAGUCUUUGCGGUCGACCCGACAUUUCGGUCCCUUUUGUUAUUAUUUGGCAUUUGAUUCACGAAUCGAUAAAUUAUUAAAUGAUUACAUUUUGAGAGAAGAAGUGAGCGAUGGCUCGGCUUUAGUGCAACUCUAUUAUGAUAUCCAUUCAUCUGAUGCACAGCUCUUGGAUGAGAUCCACGCGGAGGUUGUGUCUGAUGUUCAACUCAUUAAGAAAUAUAUAUCCGAAGAAUCAAAAGAGAAGUCAAUUCUUGAGCUCUCGAUCCAGAAGUACGAAGAAAUACAGAGAGAAAAGGCAGCGAUGGCUGAAGACAUCAGUAGAGCGCACGGAUUGAACGCAUAA